GCUCUACCAGCUCACCAGCAUCUGUUGGCUGGCAUCGGACACACCAUCGGAUGGAUCCAGCAAAAAUUCCGCAGGAGAUCUGGGACCACAUCAUCGCAAGCGUUGAUGAAGACACCUCUUUACAGUCCUGUUCACUGACCUGUCGAAGUUGGCUCAGAGCCAGUCAGGCUCGAAUAUUUUUGGAACCCAUCACGGAGUACCCCAUCACGGAGAGAACACAUGUAGAGUGCCUUUACUGUCUCCUGGCAGACAGCCUUCAUCUGCGCAAGUACAUCAGGGUGCUGUCAAUUACCGCCGCAUCCCUCCGCCGCUUCGCGGAUCUUCACCUCCCGAAUGUCCAAGUGAUAAAAGUGGAUAGUUCUCCGGUUUGGGGGGAGAACUCGCCCCCGUGGAGAGAUGUGACUAAAUGGGCACCUCUAUCAGCUUUCCCUAGCCUUACCGACCUACAAAUUCACAUGGAUUGCUACACACCGCGCCGAUUCGUCGAGUGGAUCAUCUCCCUUCCACGUACAAUCCGAUCCCUCAGCCUGAGCGACAUCUACUUCAACACCACCGAAGGGCUGGAUCUUGCUACGAUGCCCGUCUCCAAUGCCGGGCUUCAUCUGACGAGAUUGCAGACUGACAACACAGACUCAGAGGCGGGUCUCGAAGUGUUGCUUCUGACGCGUCAUGCGGCAGAGGAGACGUCAUUCUCGCGCUUGAAAAGCUGUCGUUGGGUGUUGGCUUUUUCCCGUCAUGGGCAUCGACGAUCAACCCGCUCCUGCGGCAAAACGACAAACUGCUCUCACUCAAAAUCAGCAAGUAUCAGAACAUUGUGUCCUAUAGAACUUGAGCCCGCUCACGCGCAUAUUCAAGAUACCCUCGAUUUUUCGGCACUGUGUUCCCUCACGGAAGUCAACGUAGAAAUGUGGGGGGUGGUACCCAUUCCUCUUCACAUCCAUCUUCAGCACCUUGCCGUCUCGCUGUCUACAAUCGACUCUAGCGCCUUCAACUCGCUCAUGUUGAGAAUCACAAUCAAGGAGACGGAAACGCCGCUAACCGUCUUCUUGCGAACCUUGGACGACAACUUAUCAGAUCCGCGUUUCGAACGACUCAGAGAACUGCACAUCAGCUGCCCCAAGCACCGCUCCCUCCGUCCUCCACUGGACGUGGAAGGCUUGAUCGCGUCGCACUUCGCGGUGCUAAGACAGCGCGGUGUUGUGGUAAUGCUUUCCGACCAAUAGAUGCCAUUCUGAACGGCGCUCAGCGUCCGGAAUCCUGGCUCCGGCCCGUCACCCAUCCAGCUGAAAACGACAGCAACUGUAAAGUAGAACGAAGGACAUCGAAUUUCAUGUGCUCCGGAUAAUCGUUCAC
Messenger RNA from Punctularia strigosozonata HHB-11173 SS5, 1353 nucleotides. RefSeq lists its product as uncharacterized. Lineage: Eukaryota; Fungi; Basidiomycota; Agaricomycetes; Corticiales; Punctulariaceae. The transcript is spliced from 3 exons. Gene Ontology annotation, molecular function: protein binding. The record is from RefSeq and is a predicted model, not a curated record. The coding region runs from base 51 to 1223 and encodes 390 amino acids.